AUGGCUCCUUCUCUGCGUCGCGGCGUCCUCCUGGCCAUUGCUGCCUGCCUGGCCGCCGUCUCGGCCAACCCCCUGCCUGCCAACGAGGCCGCCGCCAUCCCAGAGGCCGAGAUGCUGGUCAAGGAGCAGCCAGACGCCGUCCGCGCCAGCGAGUGCACCACCACGGUGCCCGUCUUCCCCACCUUCACCUUCGGCCCUGUGCGCACCGUCUACACGACCACGACGACUGCCACCCAUCUCGUCGACUGCGGCGGCUGCAAUCACCUGGCCCUGUCCUACGUCCACCUCGGCGUCGGGCCCGUCGUCUUCUUCACCACCACCACCACCGCCCAAACCCCGGCCGCCACCACCGUCCUCGAGUGCGGCAACCGCCCCGCCGAGGCCACUCCCGCCCCGGCGCAGUAG
Hirsutella rhossiliensis is the source of this 405-nucleotide messenger RNA. RefSeq lists its product as uncharacterized. The record is from RefSeq and is a predicted model, not a curated record. The transcript has a single exon. The coding region runs from base 1 to 405 and encodes 134 amino acids. NCBI's taxonomy places the organism in Eukaryota, Fungi, Ascomycota, Sordariomycetes, Hypocreales, Ophiocordycipitaceae.